Molecule: messenger RNA, 1359 nt
Organism: Hypoxylon fragiforme
Lineage: Eukaryota; Fungi; Ascomycota; Sordariomycetes; Xylariales; Hypoxylaceae
Product: bifunctional 6-phosphofructo-2-kinase/fructose-2,6-bisphosphate 2-phosphatase
Exons: 3
Coding region: 1-1359 (452 amino acids)
Biological process (GO): fructose 2,6-bisphosphate metabolic process; fructose metabolic process
Cellular component (GO): cytosol
Molecular function (GO): ATP binding; fructose-2,6-bisphosphate 2-phosphatase activity; 6-phosphofructo-2-kinase activity
Source: RefSeq, a predicted model, not a curated record
AUGGCACCUAAAAUCAAUGGCCGUGGAGUUCAGGCAGAGGACACCAAGAUUUGUGUGGUCAUGGUUGGCUUGCCUGCACGAGGGAAGAGCUACAUAGCACAAAAAGCCCAGCGCUACUUGCAAUGGCUCUCCAUUGAUGCCAAGACCUUUAACGUCGGCAACUACCGACGUCAUGAAGCACCUCAACCUUCCGCAGAUUUUUUCGACACAGACAAUGCCGAAGGAGAACGUAGACGCCGCGCUGCCGCCGAAGCUGCUGUUGCCGAUAUGUUGGGUUGGUUUCGGCAGGGCGGCGUCAUUGGUAUUCUUGAUGCUACCAACUCCACCAAGGAUCGUCGAAAAUGGGCCUACGACACAUUGACACGCGAGGGUAUCGAAGUUCUUUUCGUGGAGUCCAAGUGCGACGACGAAAAUCUCAUCAUGGCCAACAUCCGGGAUGUCAAGACCACUAGUCCCGACUACAAGGGCCAGGACCCUGAGGAAGCCGCCCUAGAUUUCCGUAACCGAAUAAAAAACUACGAGAAGGUGUAUAGGACGAUCGACGCAGACGGCGAUGAGAACCAUUAUACCUACCUCAAGAUUAUGGAUGUGGGUGCCCAGGUCAUCAUCAACCGCAUACAAGACUACCUGCAGAGCCGCGUCGUUUACUACCUGAUGAAUCUACAUAUCCGGCCGAGAUCAGUCUGGCUCUCGAGGCACGGCGAGUCGCUAUACAAUCUUUACGGGCGAAUUGGUGGCGAUGCGGACCUAUCUCCACGGGGACAUCAAUAUGCCAAAAAAUUACCCGAUUUAGUCCGCCAAUCUGUCGGCGAUGACCGACCCCUCACUGUAUGGACCUCUACAUUGAAGCGUACAAUACAAACCGCCCGCUUCUUGCCUGAGAACUAUAAUCAGCUACAGUGGAAAGCACUGGAUGAGCUUGAUGCUGGUGUCUGCGACGGUAUGACAUACCAGGAGAUCAAGGACGUGUACCCGGAGGACUUUGUGGCUCGGGACGAGGAUAAAUAUAACUAUCGGUACCGUGGCGGGGAGUCUUACCGUGAUGUGGUCAUCCGCCUCGAGCCCAUUAUCAUGGAGCUCGAGAGAUCCGAGGAUAUCCUCAUCGUCACCCAUCAGGCCAUUCUCCGCUGCAUAUAUGCGUACUUCAUGAAGAAAGACCAGUCUCGCAGCCCCUGGAUGAACGUACCGCUCCACUGUCUCAUCAAGCUCACCCCACGAGCCUACGGCACGGACGAGGAGAGAUACCAGGCUGACAUUCCGGCCGUCAGCACGUGGCGUGGUAAGGGUAGCACGGCCAAACAUGAGGACCCUGUUCCAGAAUCGAAUCUAGGCUUUCCCCCAGUGGUCACUUCCCAUUAG